Myxocyprinus asiaticus (Chinese sucker) is the source of this 4801-nucleotide messenger RNA. It is a transcript of the gene sema3fb, whose product is annotated as sema domain, immunoglobulin domain (Ig), short basic domain, secreted, (semaphorin) 3Fb. The coding region runs from base 341 to 2704 and encodes 787 amino acids. NCBI's taxonomy places the organism in Eukaryota, Metazoa, Chordata, Actinopteri, Cypriniformes, Catostomidae. Gene Ontology annotation, biological process: axon guidance; neural crest cell migration; negative regulation of axon extension involved in axon guidance. The record is from RefSeq and is a predicted model, not a curated record. Gene Ontology annotation, molecular function: chemorepellent activity; semaphorin receptor binding. The transcript is spliced from 19 exons.
GCGAGCGAGUGAACGAACGCCAAACAGCGCUUGUCUUUAAACUAUUCAAACAGCUUGUGACUGCGCAGAAGCUGUACACGGAGUUAUCAGCUGGCUUUUACGCUUCCUUAACGCGUCUUAGCUCAAGAUCAAACGGGAUUUAAUAAAACUGUACCAGAUGAAUUCUAUGUACAAGAAGAACACCGCGCUCAGGUGUUCAAAAAGAUAGGAACUCUCCGUAGGAACUCCGAGACAUUUUAUUGGAUUCAUUGUUUUGAGUUGAACUCAAAGUUCUUUUUGGACAGUUUGGAGCAAUCAGCGACCUCAUCAAUUGUGUCUUUUGGACUUCAGCGGAUGCACCAUGCUUUUGGACAGUCUUUGGGCAGCCCAGAUUCUACUGGUCUUAUCUGUCCCAACAUUGGGUUUGGACCGCGACCCCCAAAAUGCACCCCGUGUCUUCUUGUCCUUUAAAGAUCUAAGGUCUACAGAAACAGCACAUUAUUUCUCUUUCCUGCUGAACACAUCAGACUAUCGUAUUUUACGCAUGGAUGAGGAUCAUGACCGCAUGUACGUGGGCAGCAAAGACUACAUUCUGUCCUUAGAUCUCCAUGACAUCAACCACGAGCCCCUCAUAAUUCACUGGCCUGUUUCCCCACAGAGGAAGACUGAGUGUGUGUUAAGUGGCAAAGACACAAACGGCGAGUGUGGUAAUUUCGUCCGUCUGAUUGAGCCGUGGAACAGGACACACUUGUAUGUGUGUGGAACGGGUGCCUACAACCCUGUGUGCACCUAUGUUAACCGAGGACGCAAGCCCAUGACGGCUAUGCAUCUGCAGAUGCCUCAUACCAGAGGAAGAACUAGUCGUGCAGCUGAACCUGAAGUAGUGUUUGAUGAGACAGGACUACAGGAAUAUGUGUUCCAUUUGGAGCCUGGCAAGGAGGAUUCAGGGAAGGGAAAGUGCCCAUAUGACCCAAAGCUGAACAGCGUCUCUGCUUUAAUCAAUGGAGAGCUGUAUGCAGGUGUGUAUAUUGACUUCAUGGGGACGGACUCUGCUAUUUUUCGAACUUUGGGGAAAAACGCAAUCAUGCGUACUGACCAAUACAACUCAAGAUGGCUGAAUGACCCCUUGUUUGUCCAUGUGCAACUUAUUCCUGACAGCAAUGAGAAAAACGAUGACAAACUCUACUUUUUCUUCCGUGAAAAGUCUUCAGAGAUGGGUCAGAGCCCCAAAUCUCAGUCCCGCAUCGGCCGAAUCUGUCUGAAUGAUGAUGGGGGACACUGCUGUUUGGUCAACAAGUGGAGCACCUUCCUGAAAGCUCGCCUCAUCUGCUCAGUCCCGGGUGCCGAUGGGAUAGAAACACAUUUCGAUGAGCUCCGGGAUGUGUACAUACAACCCACGCAGGACACUAAAAAUCCGGUCAUCUAUGGGGUCUUCUCUGUUUCUGGCUCUGUAUUCAAAGGCUCGGCGGUCUGCGUCUACUCCAUGGCGGACAUUCGGAUGGUGUUCAAUGGACCAUUUGCCCACAAAGAAGGCCCUAAUUAUCAGUGGGUGGCCUACACUGGCAAAAUCCCGUACCCUCGCCCAGGAACAUGUCCUGGUGGGACUUUCACCCCUAACAUGAAGUCCACGAAGGACUACCCCGAUGAGGUCAUCAACUUCAUGAGGAACCAUCCCACCAUGUACAACGCUGUGUAUCCAGUGCACAAGCGCCCCCUGGUUGUCAGGACCAACGUGGACUACGAGUUCACCACCAUCACAGUGGACCAAGUGACUGCGGCUGACGGCAACUACGAGGUGCUCUUCCUGGGUACAGACAGAGGUACGGUGCAUAAAGUGAUUGUCCUGCCUAAAGAUGACCUGCAGACAGAGGAACUUGUGUUGGAAGAAGUGGAGGUCUUUAAGGUCCCUACUCCUAUCACUACUAUGAAGAUUUCUUCAAAACGGCAACAACUGUAUGUGGCGUCUGAUCUAGGCGUGACUCACCUGGCCCUGCACAGGUGUGAUGUCUACGGUGAGGCAUGUGCAGACUGUUGCCUGGCCAGGGACCCUUACUGUGCCUGGGACGGCAAGUCCUGCUCUCGGUACUCGGCAUCGCAGAAGAGACGCAGUCGACGACAGGAUGUGAAGUACGGAAACCCCAUACGGCAAUGCAGAGGAUACAAUUCUAAUGUCAAUAAGAACACGCUGGAAACAGUGCAGUAUGGGGUUGAGGGCAGCAGCACGUUUUUGGAAUGCCAGGCCAGAUCUCCUCAUGCGGCCAUCAAAUGGCACCUCCACCGAGACAACAGCGAUAGGAGGAGAGAGGUUCGCACCGAUGGGCGUGUGUUGAAGACAGACCAAGGCUUACUACUCCGAUCUCUCCAAUCCUCAGAUUCUGGCAUCUAUGUCUGCACAGCCACAGAGAAGAACUUCAAGCACACCUUGGUUAAACUUCAGCUGGUGGUUCUGACCAACCAGGCCGUUAACAACAUCUUGAUGGAAACGGGACGCCCGGUCGUCUCUUCACUCCAGUCCAGCACCUGGACCCCCAGCACCGGACAAUACAAAGACCUUCUCAACAUCCUCAGUCAGCCAGAGAUGGGCCUCAUAAACCAGUACUGCCAGGACUAUUGGCAGUAUGGAGACCCAUUGACAGGAGUCAUCAAGGCUAAAGACCUCAAAGAACUGAAGGAACAGAAGAAACCACGGAAUCGUAGACAUCAUGGAGACGAAGAGGAGACAUGAGUGGUUUAUGCAUUUUGGCCGCAACUGGUCCUUAUAGGAAAGACUUUCUUAAAAGUUCUAAAAGAGGAAAACCUGGAAAAAAGGAAAAACAUCCACCAACUGAAACUGAACUUUGCGAAAAAAAAAACAUACAGAAUUCCCUUUUAACACAUAAAGAUGAUAUCACACAGUAUUUAUUGUAGGUUGUAUAUAGUACCAUUCUGUGGAUUUCUUUGUACUUAAAUAAGAAAAUAAGAAUGCUCUUUAUGAAUAAGUACCUAAUGGGCAAAUAUUAUUGUAAUAUUAUUUUUAUUGCCAAAACUACAAUGAAACAAAAUAAAUCUCUGAUUUUCAUCUUUUAGGAAUUGACAACUAUUGUGUAAAUUGACAUAAACUCCAUAGACUAUGAACUAAGUUGAUCUGAGAAGGGUAAGGGAAGUGCGAGUGGCCCGAAGAUUCCCUUGCCCUUUGGACUCUAUGCAUGGAAAGACAUUUGGAAAAUGCGAGGUAGGAGGCACUAUUAGUCCCACCCUUCCAAGUGCAUUCUGGUCCCUCACUGGUUACAAUGACACACCAGCUCAUAUUGUCUUCCCUGAUGUCACUAUAUGCACAGCAGAUCUGUUUUCAUUGCACAAACUUUUAAAGGUAAUCAAGUGUCAUGGCACAAUUGUUUUGUGACAUGAAUGGACAGAAAUGUAAAACAGCUGCUUGAGGGCUCUUAGUUAGCUUUUGUUUAUUUUUGGCCACUUUUGAAAAGACUAAAAGCACAAUCCAUCUCACAUCAAAAGCCAUGAUGUCACAUUUCAAGAAUGAAUAAUUGGGUGAAUCUCACGAAAACAUGUCCAGGUUGCAUUUCACCACCCAAAAAAUCUCUCUCUCUCUCUCUCUCUCUCUCUGUCUCUCUCUCUCUCUCUCUCUCUCUCUCUCUCUCUCUCUCUCUCUCUCUCUAUAUAUAUUAUGUGAAGAAAAUGAAGGCUUUCAGGACCAUAAAUAUAUAUAUAUAUAUUUUUGCAUUGUGAUUUCAUGACAAUACAAUUUAAGCCUCCAUGCCAAGUUACGGUAAUGCGUUAUAUUUUUGUAAAUUGUUUGAGCCUUUUGUUAAUUUUUACCAAAUUUGUAUCAAACAUAUACUAACAUGAUAUAUAAAUAAAUACUUUUUAAAUGAGUAUUUCAAUUAUUAUUUUUAUUUUUAUUAUUAAUUUUUUUACAUUACAGUAAUGAGAAUUAGAUUUUUUUUGUUGCAUUAUGCUAAUUUGAAUGGGGUGAUUGUCAUUAUGCACAAUGCAAAAAAAAUAAAAAAAAUAAAAAAAAAAUAUAUUUUUUUAAAUAUAUCUAAAUUGACAUGAAAAAGGCUUAAAUUUACUUAUGCAAAAUAUUAUUAUUAUUAUUAUUAUUAUUAUUUAGAUUUUUGGGUGAAAUAUGAUUAUGAAAAUAUGUUCUUGACAGGUUUUAUGAGAUUCACCCAUGUAUGAAACAUAGCAUGAAUAUGAAUUUAGACAAACUGCUGAAGGCUACAAUAUUAGCAAAGGCACAUUCUGAUAUAUGACAUAAGCUACAUUAAAAUACUACACUUUUAAAAUGUGUUCACACUGUAUAGAGCAUUUUGUAAAGUGUUGAGUUUUUAAACUACUCAAGGUCUUGGGAAGCUGGCUUUUCAUUGUGUGCAUGAUUAUGUAGUGGUAUUGUAAUUACGAAAUUAAAGAUAGCUAUGUUGCAGUUCUUUCUGUUCAUAUAUUUUAUCGUAAGAUCAGUGUUGGCUGGGGAACUGGGGGUCUUUCUCUGUGCAUCUUAUAUGUGCAAAACAGAUGGCACCUCCACACCUUAAAAUGAUUGUUUUGUCAACAGUUGAUGGUAUUGUUACGUUCCCUGCAAAAUACCACAUGGCCCCAAAAGCAGACUUCUUCCUCCAGUUAUGAGCAGUGUUUUACAUCGAGAGAAUAUGGUUGUACAAUUUAUUGGUAUUUUUUAAAUGUGUCUUAAGAAAUGUUGGUGUUUUUAUUUUGUCGUCAGUUUGAGACUAAAUGCACAGGUGAAGUUAUUGUGAUAAUUAUGUAAAUGAUUUUCUUUUCCCUAUUGCUGUUGCUAACUAAUAAAUUAAAGCUCUAUAUUUUAUAGUAA